GGGCGCAGAAAAUGUCCCACGCGCGCGCGGGACAUAUGGCGCGAUAUACUCAAAUCUACGACAAACAAAUAUAUAUGUAGAUUUGACAAUGUCUUUCUACAAAGAGUUGAAUAAUUUGAGCACGGCCGACUUUUAUGAAUGCAAUUCAACAUCGAGAUCAUCUAAAAGAAAGGCAACGAGGGCUUCAAGGGAAUUAUUCGAAGUUGAGAGAGUGAUUUCGCGCAGAAUUCAACAAGGGAAGCCAAAGUAUUAUGUGAAAUGGCGAAAUUUCUCCAGCUUACAAAAUAGCUGGGAGCCAGAGGAAAAUUUGAAUACUGCCGCAUUAAGAACGAAAGAAUCGUAAAGAGAUGUCGGACCUGCCUUCGGACAUUUAUGCACGCAAAUACAAAACUCGAUUUCGACAGUAUGCAUGAGUAAAAAUUGCAUGGAAUUUGGCUUUUUUGACUGAGAUAUAAACUGAACACUCUUCUGUUUACCUCCUUCAUUUUCAAGUUUUCCGCCUGUGCAUGAUUUUUGCAUGAAGUCUGGUCGUAUCAAGCGCAUGCGGAGUGAAUACAAGUGAUUCUGGGGCCCCAAUCACUUGUGUUUUCUCCAUCUUGACGGCUAUAUAGUCCGGACGAAAAUAUCGCUCAGAGAGCGCCUAAAACAUAAAAACAUGAACUAUGUAUUUUUUGAAGGAAAUGAUAGUCCAGUGUUCUUGCUUUCUUGUACAAAAACGUACAUGACAUUUUGUACCAAAACGUGCAUGACAUUUUGUAUUAAAACGUGCAUGAAAUUUUGU
Messenger RNA from Dendronephthya gigantea, 781 nucleotides. Its product is annotated as chromobox protein homolog 3-like. Gene Ontology annotation, cellular component: pericentric heterochromatin. Bases 89 to 343 code for a protein of 84 amino acids. The transcript is spliced from 3 exons. The record is from RefSeq and is a predicted model, not a curated record. Gene Ontology annotation, molecular function: chromatin binding. Gene Ontology annotation, biological process: negative regulation of transcription by RNA polymerase II; chromatin organization. Lineage: Eukaryota; Metazoa; Cnidaria; Anthozoa; Malacalcyonacea; Nephtheidae.